AUGUCGAUGGGUGUUGCAGCUGCGCUACCAACGGCUUUCAGUACUGUCAUCUACUCCUUAAAACAUGCAGGGGUAUUGAGGGCAGGCGAGAGGAUCCUCAUACAUGCAGCAGCAGGAGGUGUUGGCCAAGCUGCGAUCCAGUAUGCCAAGUUACUCGGGGCAGAGGUAUUCGCGACAGUCUCUAGCAAGGCCAAGAAGGAGCUUUUGAUGAAAGUAUACGGGAUUGCUGAAGAUCAUAUCUUCUCUAGCAGGGAGCUGAGCUUCGCCACAGGAGUCAUGAGGUUAACGAAGAAUCAAGGUGUUGAUAUGAUUUUGAAUUCCCGUCAUGGUGAACCUCUUCGGCGAUCUUGGGAGUGCAUUGCGCCGUUUGGCCGGUUUGUCGAGAUCGGUAACAUGGACCUAAUUGCAGACAAGUUCGACAUGUCGCCGUUUCUUCGAAGUGCUAGCAUAACUGGAGUCGAGUUGACUGUCAUUAUGGAGUACAAACCAGAUGUGAUAAAGAACAUUUUAGAAGAGGUCGUUUCAUCAUGGAACCAAGGAAAGAUACGUUCAGCUCAGCCACUGACCGUGCUAAGCUUUGCACAGCUUGAACACGGUUUCAAGCAAUUGCGAUCCGGACAGAACAUGGGCAAAAUCGUGUUUCAGCCCUGUGAUAGUGACAUCAUCCCCGUGGCUCCUAUUAUUGCACCUCCAUAUACUCUUGAUGCAAAUGUUACAUACGUCUUGGCUGGUGGGCUAGGUGGUGCUGGCCGGAGCCUGGCUGAGUGGAUGGCUUUGCGAGGAGCAAAGCACAUUGUUUUCUUAUCCCGCUCAGGCAGAGUUAACAGGAAAGUCGAAGAGAUGACCUCGUUCAUAGCGCGACAUGGAUGCGAGUAUCGGAUCUUCAAAGUCGACAUCACUAAGAAGGCUCAGCUCAUGUCUGUUUUCACUGAGUGCAGAGAAAAGUUGCCCCCAAUUAAAGGGUGCAUACAGUGCUCCAUGGUUCUUGAAGAUGUAAUCUUCGAAACGAUGACGUACGAGAAUUGGCAGGGAACAACAGAACCAAAAAUUAUCGGAUCUCUCAACUUAUAUGAAGCACUUCCCAGACCACUAAACUUCUUCAUCAUGAUAGCAUCCGCCAGUGGGAUUGUUGGUAACCGUGGCCAAGCUAACUAUGCCGUUGGGAACACUUUUCAGGAUGCUUUCGCCAGGCAUCUCGUUAAGAACGGACAACGGGCAGCUACCAUAGAUCUUAGCUUCGUUACCACAGUCGGUUAUUCCGUCGAACUCCCCGAGUCUCUUACACGGCACAUUAAAAGUUCCGUUGGCCAAGUGGAGGAGGAAGAGAUUCAUGCUCUUGUGGAAGAGAUCGCAGCAGCGCUCACGCAGGACGCCAUUCAAAAGCAAUUGGCCUACAUGAUAAUCUAUUCAGAAGAUGAUAUCGACUCAGUGAAGUCCAUUAAGGGCAGUGAAGUAGAUUCAAUUGUCGCAAUGGAGCUCAGAGCCUGGUUGGUAAAAGAACUUGGAGCUGAUAUUACCAUGACUGAUAUGAUGACCUGGGGAAGCUUGGCUGAUUUGUCUGAGAGUGUGGUAAACUCAAGUAAAUUUGUCCGUGUUUCGAAGUAG
This is a messenger RNA of Aspergillus pseudonomiae, 1605 nucleotides long. Its product is annotated as KR domain-containing protein. Gene Ontology annotation, biological process: secondary metabolite biosynthetic process; fatty acid biosynthetic process. The transcript is spliced from 3 exons. Gene Ontology annotation, molecular function: fatty acid synthase activity; oxidoreductase activity; zinc ion binding. Lineage: Eukaryota; Fungi; Ascomycota; Eurotiomycetes; Eurotiales; Aspergillaceae. Bases 1 to 1605 code for a protein of 534 amino acids. The record is from RefSeq and is a predicted model, not a curated record.